Messenger RNA from Pseudophryne corroboree (corroboree frog), 1457 nucleotides. RefSeq names its product intercellular adhesion molecule 5-like. Gene Ontology annotation, biological process: cell adhesion. Gene Ontology annotation, cellular component: plasma membrane. The transcript is spliced from 5 exons. Gene Ontology annotation, molecular function: integrin binding. Bases 398 to 1363 code for a protein of 321 amino acids. The record is from RefSeq and is a predicted model, not a curated record. NCBI's taxonomy places the organism in Eukaryota, Metazoa, Chordata, Amphibia, Anura, Myobatrachidae.
UGAAACUCUGCUUAUAACCUAUAUAACCCCUUUAUAUUACUCGUCCUAUUACUUCAUAGAAAAGGUCCCUGUAAAUGCUUUUAUUUUGUCUCUGCAAUGUCUCCCUCUAGCUUUUUCUGCCAAUGUUCCAUAAAUGGUUUCUGUUGCUGUAAACAAUCCCACCCAUUCAUCAUACCGUGUGUCAUUAUAAACCACUUUGCACAGUUUUUCUACCAGUUUAUUCCAUUCCGUCCAGCACAGAAAGAUUAUGAAAACUGCCGGAGAAAUAAAAUAAACCUAUUGCAUCUUUGGCCAUCUGACAUCUCUAACAAUAUUGUUUUGGCAAAGUCAUCAAGCGAUCUGUAUUAUCCAUCCUUUCUUCUGUGACAUCCUGAGAUUUACUAUACUCUGCUCACUAAUGGAGGUUUCCUGCAUCUGGUCUCUCCUUGUCAUAUGGAUUUUUAGAACCUGCAAAGUGCACGCUCUCCUUCCAAUUCCCAUACUAAACCUAGAGGACAGGGUAAAGGUCAAUGAAGAAACAAAGAUUAGCUGCUCGUUACCUGCUAGCGAGUGCUCCUGCCUGGAGGUGGAAUUAAAGAUUGUCACUAAAGAAAGACUCAGAAAUUGUGUUUCUUAUAAGGGGGACUUCCCUAAUAUCACCUGCACGCUGGAGGUCACCAAAGAGAUGGAUGAGAUGGAGCUGUCCUGUGAGGCUCACUUUAGGACCAAAAGUAAACCUCAAAACCUGAACAUUCAAACUCAGCCUGAGUUCACAGACUGCCCUGAGAAUGUCAUUUGGAUUGCGGGGAAGGAAAACCGUUUCCAUUGUAAGGCCAAAGGAUAUCCAUCUCCUACAGUGACCUGCAAGAAAGAUGAUGUUGAGUACAAUACAAUGCAGAAAUACACAUCAUCAAAAAAUAUGUCUGGAAAUUACCACUGCAGAGCUGAAAAUUUUAAUGAAACUUCAAAGACAGUAACAGUAAUUGUGGAGUAUGAGCCCGAAACACCCAGCAUCAUAGCUCAGCCAUCAACAUCAGUAUUUGAAGGCGCAAAUCUGACACUGACCUGUGACGCAGAUGCUGUUCCCCCUCCUACUUACAGCUGGCAUACUCCAGCAAGCCAGGUUACUUACCUGCAUGACAACCGGACCAUACAGAUCAGGGAUGUAAAGAUCUCUCAUGAGGGCUAUUACAUGUGCAUAGCACAAAACAAACAUGGAAUUGAGAUGAUGAAACAGAAAAUUGCUGUGAACAGCGUAGUCAUAGUUCCAGAAACCAAAGUCGAAAAGUCUUCAGACAACAGCAAAGGAGCGAGGAUGGAACCUGUGUACACCCAAAUCUUAGCUAUGUUAAUAUCCUUAAAUUUGUUUUACUAUUUGUGUUAGUUGUUUAUGUUAGAAAUGAAAGAACGCAGAAGCAAAGUGUACCAUUCAAUUCCUGGAAUAUAAAAGUUUAAAGUAAAACACUCUUCCAAACUAA